Closterium sp. Yama58-4 is the source of this 1347-nucleotide messenger RNA. The record is from the annotation of a GenBank genome assembly. Lineage: Eukaryota; Viridiplantae; Streptophyta; Zygnematophyceae; Desmidiales; Closteriaceae.
AUGCGCAGCAACCCGGCCGUCGCAGCGGUGCCAGGCACAACGACCGUUCGUGCUACUGAUGCAAUGCUGUCGACGGUGCAGGAAGGUGGCAGCGAAACGAGUGGGAGAGAUGGUGGUGCCAGUGGCAGUAAUGGCGGGGGUGAUGUUGGUAGUGGGAGUGGCGGUAGAGGUGAUGUUGGUAGUGCGAGUGGUGGUAGAGGGGAUGCGGCCAGAGGGAGUGGUGGUAGAGGGGAUGUUGGUAGUGCGAGUGGUGGUAGAGGUGAUGCUGGUAGUGGGAGUACCGAGGCUGCUCUAGGCUCGGUAGGCGUGGAAGAGGCCUGGAAGGGCAUUAAGAAAAGGAUGGAGGGGUGGGAGGCGCGGUUAGACGUGCUAGUGCAGCUGGCUGGGGGGUUGGCAUACCUGCAUCGGCAGGGGAUGGUGCAUGGGUCCUUGGGACCUGCUAACGUGCUGCUGUGGGAGAAACACGAGGAGUCGAGAGACGAGUGGGUGGAGAGAGGUGGGUCUGAGAGGUUUAGGGGGGGUGGGCUUGGGGCGGUGGAGCGGGUAUCAACUGGAGCGGCAGCGGCAGCUGGAGCAGCAGUGGUUGCACGGUCAGCAGCAGCAGCAGCAGCAGCAGCCGCCGCAGCAGCAGCAGCAGGAGCAGCAGGAGCAGCAGCAGCAGCAGGAGCAGCAGGAGCAGCAGGAGCAGCAGCAGCAGGAGCAGCAGGAGCAGCAGCAGGAGGAGGGGGCGGGGAAGGCUUGAGCUUGGCUGCUGAGGGAGGGGCGUUUGUGCAGGGAAUGAGGGAGGGAGGUCUGUCGACAGCGGGUCCAGCAGAGACAACUGAGAGAAGAGCGGUGGGAGGAGGAGCGGAGAGAGGAGAGGAGAGAGGAACAGAAAGUGAAGCAGAGAGAGGAGUUGAGAGAGGAGCAGAGAGAGGAGCAGAGAGAGGAGAAGAAAGAGGAGCAACAGCAGAGCGAGGAGCGGACUCAGAAAGAAGCCCUGUGAUGCCUGGAGUGAACAUCAGUGCACUGGUAGCCUCGGCCCCGCUGGACGCAGACCCAGUGACUCUCUUCUCAGCCGCUACAGGCAUACCCACAGACCGGCCCUGCAUGCUGCCCCUGAGUAGCAGUCCGUUUAGAGAGGCCAGCGGGUUGCUGGCUGUGAUUGCAGACUAUGGGCUGCCGACGGAUCUGAGGCUCAGAGCGCUGUUUCCUGCGAGGAAUGCGCGGGCGUAUGCGAGUGGCGCCGGUUCGAUGUACCUGGACCCGUCGCUGAGCCGCCUUGGUAAGGAGAGAGAGAAGGGUGUCUUGGCCUAUGUGAGCCCUUUCUCGUCAAAAUGUUUCUCGUUCCUCCUGUCCUCCCUGUGA